Messenger RNA from Nematolebias whitei (Rio pearlfish), 2311 nucleotides. It is a transcript of the gene map3k14b, whose product is annotated as mitogen-activated protein kinase kinase kinase 14. The transcript has 11 exons. Lineage: Eukaryota; Metazoa; Chordata; Actinopteri; Cyprinodontiformes; Rivulidae. Gene Ontology annotation, biological process: protein phosphorylation; positive regulation of canonical NF-kappaB signal transduction. Bases 1 to 2262 code for a protein of 753 amino acids. The record is from RefSeq and is a predicted model, not a curated record. Gene Ontology annotation, molecular function: protein kinase activity; ATP binding.
AUGUCGUCCUCUCACAUCAUCCCGCCUCCGCCUCCGUUCACUGACUCCUGUUGCCACGGCAACCGGCUGCACAGGACAUUGACAGACCCAGACGACCUGUCUGAAGACUCUCAGGAGAGCCGGUCGGACUCGUCCUGUCCUUCAGAUCUGACCUUUGACCUGAUGCACGUCUCCGGGUUUAACUCCUCCCCUCAGACCGAGGAGGAUUCUGACUCUGAGUUCCUGCAAAGCAUGCUGGGAGUUUCAGAGUGGUCCGACGCUCUGAGCAGCGAGUCCCAGAGGACCUUUGGUUCUGACGACACCACCGACCCGGUGCUGGAGAGGCUGAGGGGCCGAGUGACGCAGAUACCGAAGCCGUUUGUCCCGGCUCUGCUCAGAGAUUCAGUCAAACAGAUUCUGGACGUCUGGAGGACGACUAAACCCGCCAACGAAGGACUCGUCUUCCAUCAUCUGCUGCAGCCCAGAAAUCAACGUUACCGAGAGGGAGAGGAGUUCUGCGUUCUUCAUCACGUCCAGAACGGCUCCUACGGCGACGUGUUCUGUGUCCAGGAUCGAAGCACCGGCUUCAAAUGUGCCGCCAAAAGGAUCCCCCUGGGUCUGUUCCGCAGUGAGGAGGUGAGGACCUGGAGUUCCCUGAGUUCUCCUCGAGUCCUGGAUCUGUUCGGAGCCGUGAGAGACGGACUGAACGUGGUGCUCUUCAUGGACCUGAAACCAGCCUGUUUGGCCCGGCUCCUGAAGGAGACGACCCGGCUCCCUGAAGACCUGGCCCUGCAUUACCUCCAUCAGAUUCUGGGGGCGCUGGAGCACCUGCACCACAGGAAGGUGGUCCACCUGGACGUGAAAGCGGACAACGUCCUGCUGUCUGCGGACUGCAGAGACACCUUCCUCUGUGACUUCGGUCUCUCGCAGACGUUGGACGAAGACGGACGGAGCUCCAAGGCUUUCAGGGGGGCCGCCCUCCCGGGCACGGAGUCCCACAUGGCCCCGGAGGUGGCUCGAGGCGACCCGGUGUGUGCGCGGGCCGACGUGUGGAGCAGCUGCUGCAUGCUGCUGUGCUUGCUCAACGGCUGCCAGCCGUGGACUCGUUACUUCGCCCAUCCGCUGUGUCUCCACGUCGCUAACGAGCCUCCGCCUCUGUGGGAGGUGCCGUCCAGCUGCAACCACUUCACAGCCGAAGUGUUCCGGUCCGGACUCCAGAAGGACCCGGACCGCCGAGCGUCGGCCGAGGAGCUCCGGAGGAAAACCACCAAAGCCCUCAGAGCAGUCGGCGGUCUGAGUCCAGUUUCCAUCAGCACCGCCCGUCAGAAGCUGUUUCAUGGUUCUGAUGUGCCGAAUGACCCAUCAUCAUCUUCUUCAGCUCCAGAUGUGGUCUGGGUCAGCCCCUGGAGGACUCUGGCGGUGGACGAGGACCGGGACGGAGACGCCUCAGACCUGGACUCUGAAGCAGAGACGGAUCGUCCAGCCAGGGACUGGGACUCUCAUCCCAGGUCCCUACGGGACCACUACACCGACGAGGCGGACUGGGAGACUGGUUCCGAGUCAGACGUUGAUAUUUACAUGGGCAAGGAGGACCAGGACCAGGACUGGUGCCUCAAAAGUGAUCAGGACUAUGAGAGGGACUGGGAGGAGGAAUGGGACUCCUCUGGAUCCACAGAGUACCUUCGGGGCCUCCGAGGGGUUUUCCCGUUGCUGCAGAAAGGUUUACAGGUGGAUCGGGCCUCAUGGGGAUCAGACGCAGAACUGGAGUACCUCAGGGAUGAUGUACCUGAAGGCAUCACGCUUCAGACCCCGAGCCCAGAACCUCGAGACGACCCGCCGUCCUGCUUCAGCUGCUCCGACUCGUCACAGAUGGACGAAUCGGAGGAGGACUCGGACGACUCGGAUCACUCGUCGGACGACCUGAGCUCGGGCGUCUUCUCCUCCUGCGACAGUCGGGCGGGCGCUCACCUGGAGUGGCUGCUCUCGGCCAAUCAGACGACUCCACGCUGCUUCGAGGGUGUGGACGUCUGGGUGGAGAACGUCCAGGGGGCGUGUCUGAGGAUCCGAGAGAGCCGGCGGGUCCAGGUGGGCCACGUUGCCAUCGGAGUCAGUGACCGGAUGUCGGGGAAAUCCUUCACCUUGGAGACUCUGGACAGGAAGACCGUGUCCUUCGACGAGCAGAUCCAGGAGUCCGGUUUGUGGUUCUGCUGCGUUCCCGCUCCGGACCGGUGCCAGCGCUGGAGGUGGAGGGUCCGAGACGGCCGGCUGGAGCUCAGGGAAUGAGCUCCCGUGGUUUCGGGUCGGUAACAAACGUUUAAACGAGCAGAACUUU